This is a messenger RNA of Lucilia cuprina (Australian sheep blowfly), 2454 nucleotides long. RefSeq names its product trehalase. The record is from RefSeq and is a predicted model, not a curated record. The transcript has 9 exons. Lineage: Eukaryota; Metazoa; Arthropoda; Insecta; Diptera; Calliphoridae. The coding region runs from base 342 to 2183 and encodes 613 amino acids. Gene Ontology annotation, biological process: trehalose catabolic process. Gene Ontology annotation, molecular function: alpha,alpha-trehalase activity.
GACCAUCAUUACAUUUUAAGCAGCUGUCAGACAUUGAACUAUAUUUCACUGCGGUCGCUACUUUCUUCUCUUAAACGUGUUGUAAUAAAAUAAUAAAUAAAAAAACAAAGAAUAAAAUUGUUCAGAAAUAACUAAAAAAUUAAAACAGUGCAAAAGAACAAAUAGUUUUCAUAAAAGGGAGAGAGUAUCAACAUCUAUAACUGUACAAAAUGAGUUUAAAUCUAGUAUAAAACUCACCAAACUGAUAAGUGAACAAUAAUUGCAGCAUUUAGUGACACUAAAAUAAUAACGUAUUACUAUAAAAUAGCAUUUUUAAAAUUGUAAAAUAUAAAGAGAGUAAAAUGUUUAUUAAAACUACAACAAAGUGUCUACAGCAAUCCAUAUAUAUAAAAGGUCUGAUCAAGUCGGUUGGGUGGAAUGUAAGGGGACUAAACAGAUUUUUUUACAAUACAAACAGCAUAAUAUCGGAAAAGCCUCAAUUCCAAAUUUACUGUCAUGGAAAUCUCUUACAUACUAUACAAAUGGCCCAUUUAUUCGAGGAUUCAAAGACAUUCGUUGACAUGAAAUUGAAGUUUACACCAGAACAAACAAUUACGGAGUUUGAGGCAUUCAUGGAGUCAAAAAAUAAUGAUCCAUCACAAGACGAUAUUCGCCAAUUCGUAAAUGAUCAUUUCGAUGAUUUAGGCAAAGAAUUUGUUCCUUGGAUGCCUGAUGAUUGGACAGACCACCCAGCUUUCCUUGAGAAUAUUAACGAUCCUGACUUAAAACAAUGGGGAAUAGAUUUGAAUGCUAUAUGGAAAGAAUUGGGACGCAAAAUGAUUGAUGACGUCCACCAAAAUCCCCAUUUCUAUUCAAUUAUACCGGUCGAUCAUCCAGUUAUUGUACCGGGAGGACGUUUUAUUGAAUUUUAUUAUUGGGAUUCAUACUGGAUUAUUAGAGGUCUUUUGUACUCGGAAAUGACACAUACGGCAAAAGGAAUGUUGGAAAAUUUCAUGUCCAUAGUACAAAGAUUUGGCUUUAUACCCAAUGGUGGACGCAUAUACUACGCUGGUCGUUCUCAGCCUCCACUAUUAGCAGCCAUGAUCGAUGCUUAUGUUGAAUUUACAAAAGACCAACAAUUCGGUAUAGAUGCUUUAGAUGUUUUGGAACACGAAUUCGAGUACUGGAUGAAUAAUCACACAGUACAGGCUAAGGGUUAUAAUAUAUGUGCUUAUAGCAACUCAGCGCCAGGCCCACGUCCAGAAUCCUAUCGGGAAGAUGUGGAGACAUCUAAAGUAUUUCCCACCGAUGAAGAAAAAGAAGCCCAUUACAAUGAAUUGAAAGCUGCUGCUGAGUCCGGUAUGGACUUUAGUUCGCGUUGGUUCGUCAACGACGAAGGCACUCGUGAGGGUAACUUGACAAACUUGAAAACUCGCUCUAUAGUUCCUGUAGAAUUAAAUGCCAUUCUGUAUUGGAAUGCUAAAAUUAUCGCCAAAUAUUAUAAAUUAUCUGGUAACGAGGCUAAAUCGAAUGAUUAUGAAAAUAAAGCUGCUUAUAUACUUGAGGCAAUUGAAGCCGUUCAUUGGAACGAAGAUGUAGGUGUAUGGCUUGAUUAUGAUCUUAUUAACAAUAAAUCACGAAACUAUUUCGUACCCACUAAUUUAUCACCCUUAUGGACAAAGGCCUACAACUCUAGUUUAUCGGAGAAAAUUUCGGCAUCAGUAUUAAAGUAUAUUGCUGAAAUGAAACUGGACAGCUAUCCUGGUGGUGUACCCAAUACUGAUUAUCGCACAGGUGAACAAUGGGACUUUCCCAACGUUUGGCCUCCCAUGCAAUAUAUAAUUGUAAAGGGUUUGGAAAAUUUGGGCACCGAAGGUGCUAAAAAUCUAUCAAAAAGCUGGGGUCAUCGAUGGGUAAAAUCAAACUUUAAAGCCUAUAGCGAGACUAGAGCCAUGUUUGAAAAGUAUAAUGCUGAAACAUUUGGAGGGCAUGGCGGUGGUGGAGAAUAUGGGGUCCAAAAAGGUUUUGGAUGGUCAAAUGGAGUUAUAAUAGAGUUCCUCAAUCAGUACGGUCGCGAGAUCUCAAUUUCUGCAAAUAAUAAUAAUGAUAAUGGCGGAGGAAGUCUAAAAAUGUGGAGUAUAUUAAGUGUGGCUAGCGUAGCAAUAGUUGCCAUAAUACUUGGAGGGUUCAUUUGGAAAAAAUAAAGCUGCAAUGAUAUUUGGCUAAUGAUCUAAUUCGUUAAUUUCAAGUAAAUACUACUUUUUAAAAAAGUAUUUUUAAUAAAAACCGCAUAACAUAAAAUAUAAAUUUCAACAUUUAAACAUAAGAGUCAAUACAUCAGGGCUUAACGAUGCUUGAUCAUGAGCCUUGUUCCUCAACAAUAUUAAAUGCAAAUUGCAAUCAAUCAACAUAUGUACAUAUAAAAUACAGUAUUUGUGAACUAAAACAAUGUAAAUUUAAAUGAUAUUUCUAAAA